UCGCUUAAGUAGAUACUGCAAAAGCGAACUCGUUUCAGUGGCUCAUUCUGAGCGAUUCGCGAUGGUCUACUAUCAACUGCGUUCCUCCAGGACGCCUCUCCUCUGCAGUUUGGCUCUUUUCGUUCUCUAUCUGCUCUACCAGUUACUUGGAUCACUCCAAAUCUUGAAUAACCCACAAGGAACUAAGCCACAGCCAGCAUCCCGGCUCAAAAAGGUUGCUGUUGUUCACCAUGGAGCCCAUCCAGGAAUUGACACCGAAAGCAAGGAGAGCGCGGGAUCGCAGCAGGAACCGAAUCUGGAGGACCUGCUGCGGAGCAAAGAGAACGAGGACUGGGUGCGGCUGCGGGCUGACCAGUGUGCCCCGUAUCCUCGCUACGAAGACAUCGAGUUCACGAACCCCUACUUCCAGCUAACGCGGCAUGAAAACCUGACGUACUACCUCUAUGGGGCAUACUACGACCGGAGGCCCACGAUACCGGAGAUGGUGGUCCUCGGAAUGGUGACCCGGUGUGGUGGUUCCUAUCCGGCCUCCUACUUGCAGGUUUGGUACGAUGGCGAUACCCAGCCAGAAAAGUUGCCCGUUCACCAAAGCAAACUGGGCUGGUACCCGGAGUGGGGUCAUCCAGAGGCUGUUGCGUUUCCUACGCUCUUUUCGUUUCAAAUGAAUUCCCAAAGGGUUCCACAGCUGGUGAGUCUGGUCUUCGAUCCCUGUGCGGUGCCAAAGAAUGCCUUUAAGGUGGUGCCACCGCCACCCGAGGAGCCACCAAAUGCACAACGUCCAAAGCGAAUAGGAGUUUGUGUGAAAUAUCUCACAUUUCCCGACGUGGACAUGACCGAUAGAUUCGUGGAGUGGCUGGAACUGAUGAGGCUACUGGGCGCCACCAAGGUGACCGCUUUCGAUAUCGGGCAACUGAUGCCCAACACAAUGAGAACCCUUGCCCACUACACGGAAGCUGGCGACGGAUUCUUCGAUCUGCGGAAAUUCCGUUUUCCCAAUGAGACCGCAGAUCACGAGACAUUCCGUGCGAUGAUUAUCGAGGUGCUGCUCUACAACGACUGUUUGUACCGGAGUCUGUACGAUUUCGAUUUCGUGGCGGUGGUGGAUGUGGAUGAGGUGAUAAUGCCACUGGGUGAGCAUCGCACCUGGCAAGAUUUGCUGACGCAUCUGCAGACCCAGGAUGUGAACGCCACCACUCGCUCUAGCUAUUGCUUCCGGAAUGUGUAUUUUUCCAAGCAGCUGCCCGCGGACGAGAGCAUUCCGGAACAAUUCUUUAUGCUGCGGCAUGUGAUGCGGGUGGCGGAACACUUGGAUCCCUACUCUGCGAUCAAGUGCCUCCAUGAUAUCAGCUAUGUCACGUUGCUGCACAAUCAUUUUCCCUUUCAGUGGAUGAACGCGAGUGACCCUUACCAUGUGGGCAUCGAUCUUGGCCAGAUGCAGCACUAUCGCUAUACGGAAAAUCUCAAGUCCUUGGUGGAUCCGCCGCCCGUAAGGGAUGAUAAUAUCCGACGAUUCCAGCACCAACUCAUCCACAACUCAUUGGAAGUCCAUCGGCAGCUGGCCCAGAGUCGAGCAGCAUAUUGAUUAUAUUUUAAUUGCUUUUUCGUUAUAUUUAAGAGGCUUAAAUUGGCGGCUGCGCCGGCCAAGGGCUUUGUACAGUACGUGUCCCACCUUUUGACCCCGGGCCACGUCGGCAGGAUAAUAAUUGCUUAUUGACAUGACGGAGUCCGGAGUGGUCAGGGCGCCCAGGUGUGCCGCCAGUGUGUGCCGCAAAAGUUUGCUUUUUCCAUUUAGCUUAGCCACAUCAAGGGCUGUACUUUCACCGCCGGUGAUAUAUAGAUACUGCUCACAGUCCACGGGGGAUAUACAAUUGAUAAGCCAUAGAUAUGGUGCUCUAACCGCCUGUUAUUUUUU
This is a messenger RNA of Drosophila mauritiana, 1912 nucleotides long. RefSeq lists its product as uncharacterized. The transcript has 2 exons. Lineage: Eukaryota; Metazoa; Arthropoda; Insecta; Diptera; Drosophilidae. Bases 62 to 1582 code for a protein of 506 amino acids. The record is from RefSeq and is a predicted model, not a curated record.